AUGUCUGGGUCAGUUGGAGGUGUCCAGGCAAAAUUUAGGCAAGCUCACCCUUUAGCGUCCCAAGCAAUUUAUGUGCACUGCAUGGCACAUAAGCUUAAUUUGGUUAUUGUUGAUAUGUGCAGUCAUGUAAAAGAUGUCCGAAACUUGUUUAAUGGUUUGAAGGCUUUAUAUGUGCAUUUCUCGCAUCCAUCAAAAGACUUCAAACUAACCAAAAUGCAACAGAAACUUGGUUUAAAAAUCAACAAACUAACACAGCUUAGUGAAAGCAGAUGGGUAUGUCGAUAUAAAAGUUGCAAAGCUCUUAUUACAAAUUAUCAAGCUAUUCUAAAAACUUUGGACGGGGAAAUAAAUGAACAAAAAUCUAAAGACGUUGCCCAUGCAAUUGGUGUACGUGCAACAAUUGUACAUGUUAAGUUUAUUGUUUAUUUGUUUAUCUCGCAUGAAGUCUUACUAUCGAUAAAUAUUUUAAGUGUUCAGCUUCAGGCAAAGGGGACAACUCUAGGCAAAUCUGGUAAUUUGGUGAAAGGAGUAAUUCGUACCCUCGAAAAUAAUCGGUCAGAUAAACAUUUCUCUGAACUGUGGGCUGAAAUUGAAAUAUUCUGUUCAGAAAAUGAUAUUUCAAUUGAUAACUCACAUCAAGGUCCAAAGAGGCGUAAAAAAGAACCAAGUCGCUUAAAAGGGUAUGCUGUUACAGUAACGACUGCAGCAGACUCUGAGGAUUGUUUCAAUAAAAAUGAUUUUGAUGCUGAGAAUUAUUGGAAAUUAAACGCAUUUUUUGUUAUUAUGGACACAAUAAUUUCAAACAUGAAACGUAGAUUUUCUACAGAAAGUCUACAAAUUGCUACUUCAGCUGAUUGUUUGAUGCAAUUUGAUUUUAAUGGUAGUUUGCAUCUGAUUGAUCAUUAUAAAGAUUUAUUUGAAAUUAAUAAAUGUGAUCUCAAAAAUGAAAUGGUUGUCUUUAAAAAUUCAUUCUGCAAUAAUGAAAAAACAGAUAAUUUUAGUGCCAUUCAGGAAAAUGUAUCUAAAAAAGUAUUCCCAAAUUUGUAUAGGAUGGUUCAAGUUGCUAAUAUAUUACCAAUUUCUUCUGUAACAUCAGAACGUUCAUUUUCUGCUAUGAGGCGAAUAAAUACGCGUGUAGAUAAAAAUGGAAAUACUACAGCUUAUAAUGUAUUGGAAGAUGUGAAUCUGACUUACAGUGAGAUAAAAAAUCACACGAUAGAAGUAGAAACUAUUACCGAUUGUACGGCUACGUAA
Messenger RNA from Myzus persicae (green peach aphid), 1254 nucleotides. RefSeq names its product zinc finger MYM-type protein 1-like. The coding region runs from base 1 to 1254 and encodes 417 amino acids. The record is from RefSeq and is a predicted model, not a curated record. NCBI's taxonomy places the organism in Eukaryota, Metazoa, Arthropoda, Insecta, Hemiptera, Aphididae. Gene Ontology annotation, molecular function: protein dimerization activity. The transcript is spliced from 6 exons.